AUAUCGCACAUCACAGUCUGUGCGAAGCGCCCCGGUAGUCAUGGCAAGAAACCUGAUCUUCUACUGCUGCCUCGUGGCUGCUGUUGCCAUUUCGGCGAAAGCCGCGCCGCAAGACAAGCUCGACAACUUCAACGUGGACGAGAUCCUCAACAACGACCGCCUCUUGAAAUCCUACAUCCAGUGCAUGCUCGAUGCAGAUGAUGGGAAGUGCACCACCGAGGGCAAGGAGAUCAAAAGCAGGCUGCCAAAAUUAUUGGCGACGGGAUGUGGAGACUGCUCGCCUAGCCAGCUGGAGAGGGCUAUCAAGAGCCUGAAGCACAUCACAGAGAAGCACCCUGCAGAGUGGACCAAGCUGAAGGCCAAGUUCGACCCCACGGGCGAGUACACAAAGAAGAACGCCGACACCUGGAAGCAGUACGGCGUCACUCUCUGAGCGCCACGCCAGUCCGAUUCGCCUCUGAGCUGUCGCAGCUCCUCGUACACAGUUCAACAGCAAAUCCUGUCUCUUUACAGACAUUGUCCAUUAUCUUAAAGUCUAUGACAACUUCAUCCAAUUUGGUUACUCACCGUAAUUUCUUAGCUUACACUUGUUCACAAUGUUACUACAAUUAUGAUAUGAAAUAAACGUUUGUUGAGAAA
Molecule: messenger RNA, 639 nt
Organism: Schistocerca cancellata (South American locust)
Lineage: Eukaryota; Metazoa; Arthropoda; Insecta; Orthoptera; Acrididae
Product: ejaculatory bulb-specific protein 3-like
Exons: 2
Coding region: 41-433 (130 amino acids)
Source: RefSeq, a predicted model, not a curated record